This is a messenger RNA of Brachypodium distachyon (stiff brome), 1947 nucleotides long. It is a transcript of the gene MADS2, whose product is annotated as MADS-box transcription factor 13-like. The record is from RefSeq and is a predicted model, not a curated record. Gene Ontology annotation, molecular function: RNA polymerase II cis-regulatory region sequence-specific DNA binding; DNA-binding transcription factor activity, RNA polymerase II-specific; protein dimerization activity. The transcript has 8 exons. NCBI's taxonomy places the organism in Eukaryota, Viridiplantae, Streptophyta, Magnoliopsida, Poales, Poaceae. Gene Ontology annotation, cellular component: nucleus. Bases 910 to 1671 code for a protein of 253 amino acids. Gene Ontology annotation, biological process: positive regulation of transcription by RNA polymerase II.
CUCUCUUUGAGGAAAUCGAUGGAUCGUUCCUCACCUGGCACUUGUUUUUUAUCUUUCUGUGCUAGGCUGCUUCUAGCUAGCUAUACUCCAGUAUAUAGUUCUUGCAAAGAGAAACCAUGGGGGUUUUCUAGUUUGAUGCUUGUUUUCUUUGAACUGGAACUUCCUCUUUGAUCUUUCCAGGCUUAUGUUUCUGGUUCUUGGAUUCUUUCCCGGCCGGUGCUUAUCUUGUUUUUCUUCCCUUUUCUUUUUGGAAGGUUUCGGUUUCUUGGCUUCCUCAGAUUUCCAUCUCUCUUCUUUUUUCUAGCAAUAGCCGGAUCUUUGAUCUUGUACGGUACUUAGUACUAGCAGAACACGUAUAUUUGUACAUCUUGGGAGUCCAAUUCCUUAGUUUGCUAGAUAUGUCGUCAAAGGCUAGUUAGUUAAGAGAAAUCUUAGCAACUUAAAUUUCCUUGCUUUGUUUGAUUUAUUAGUUGCUUUCCUUUUUCCCUUUGAGGAAACUACAUGUUCUUUGUUGCAUCUUGCAGCUAGCUUAUCCAUACAUCAACCCCCGGCCGGAAAGCAGCUUGUUCUAGAUCGAUUAUUCCAAUUAUUUUCAAGAAACAGAUCGAAGAAAGAACACUUUAAUUUGUUCCUUACUUUUGCUAGAUCUUAUGUUCUCCUGCAUAAUUUUCCUAGAAACAAAAGCAAGUAUCAAGCCCCUUGCAUCCGUCAAAUCAUGGGAUCGGAUCGACCUUUUUUACUACACUUCUUCGAAUUGGGCUGUCCAUCAGUCAAAUCAUAUGCAUAGAAACUAUUUCUCUCAACAUUUUUUUUUGCAAACCCUACCCCAGUUAUCUUCUCUCUUGUCUUCGUUCCAAUCCAUCCCGACCUGGCUUCCUUUUUCCUUUCGUUGAGAUCGAGGUAGUGGAGAUGGGGAGGGGAAGGAUUGAGAUCAAGAGGAUCGAGAACACCACUAGCCGGCAGGUGACCUUCUGCAAGCGCCGGAAUGGCCUCCUCAAGAAGGCCUACGAGCUCUCCGUCCUCUGCGACGCCGAGGUCGCGCUCAUCGUCUUCUCCAGCCGCGGCCGCCUCUACGAGUACUCCAACAACAGUGUCAAGGCUACAAUUGACAGGUACAAGAAGGCGCAUGCUUGCGGCUCAACCUCUGGGGCACCACUCAUAGAGGUCAAUGCUCAGCAAUACUACCAGCAAGAAGCUGCCAAGUUGCGCCAUCAGAUCCAGAUGCUGCAAAACACUAACAAGCACUUGGUCGGUGAUUCUGUCGGCAACCUGUCACUGAAGGAGCUGAAGCAGCUCGAAAGCCGGCUCGAGAAAGGCAUUGCAAAGAUCAGGGCCAGGAAGAAUGAGCUGCUGGCUGGCGAGAUAAAUUACAUGGCCAAAAGGGAGAUGGAGCUUCAAAGUGACAACAUGGACCUCAGGACCAAGGUACAGAUUGCAGAGGGGGAGCAGCAGCUGCAGCAGGUGACAAUAGCAAGGCCCGCAGCGGUGCCAGAGCUAAACCCUUUUGCCGCACUGGACAUGAAGUGCUUCUUCCCCGCCAAUCUCUUCGAUGCAGCGGUGCAAGCGCAGGCGCAGGCCCAAGCUCAGGCUCAGGCGCAGGCAUCGUUGCAGCUGAACCUCGGUUACCAGCUCGCGCCACCGGGUGCUGGCGACCAAACUCACCAUUUCUAACCUGCACGACCUACCUGCAGAUCCACAGACUGGCUGCAAUAUCUAGAUGGAGCUGGCAGUGUUACCAGUACCGAAUGUUCUUGUCAGUCCAUCUAGCUACAUUAUAUAUAAGUGUGCUGCUUUUGUUGUUUGGACCUCUUAAUUUGCUGAUGUUGUAGAAACCAAACAAAUUUGUCAGAAGUACUGCUAGCCUAUAUAUGUUCUGACAAAUUGCUACAUCACUUUGAUGAAAUCCAGUAAAACAUAUUAAUGUUGAUCGUGUUUUAUUCGGUGGUA